This is a messenger RNA of Melampsora larici-populina 98AG31, 1080 nucleotides long. RefSeq lists its product as uncharacterized. The coding region runs from base 1 to 1080 and encodes 359 amino acids. The record is from RefSeq and is a predicted model, not a curated record. Lineage: Eukaryota; Fungi; Basidiomycota; Pucciniomycetes; Pucciniales; Melampsoraceae. The transcript has 2 exons.
AUGAGGCCCAACAAGCCUGGCAAGACGCCGAAGUCUUGGCCCGGACUGUAUACAAUUGUUGAAGCCGACACCGCAGAACCAUCCCGUUCCCCCUUAAUCACCAGCGCCGACGCAUUCCAUUUCCCCGCUGAUAUUCACAACUGGUUGCCCUUUCCCCUCGUGCACUUGGCCCCUCCACCCGCCGGAUUUGACUUCAACCCUAUCUCCAAUUGUUUUGUUUGCAAUACGUCUCGACAGCCACCUCAUUUUGACACCAAUGUUGUCCGACUCAGUCUGCCUCGCAAGGCGGGAAUUGAGAAAGAUGUUAUCUUCGCGAUGACAUCAUCCUCGAUCUGGAUUUAUCAAGGCAAACACUUCAAUGGGCAAGCGAAGAAGUCGACUGACCAGCUUGCCUUUGAGAAUGACCUUUCUCACCGACGCCGUGGUCCCACUCGACAACACAAAUGGACCAAAAGUUGGCUCUGCAACUGCUACGGCAAACCUUCCACUCAUGUCAAGCCUACCCUUACCUCUGCCACUUGUCGCUCUGGAGGCUCUGUACGUGUCUCAUGCCCAGCAAAGUUCUACAUCAGGAAGACCAUGACCGGCGAUCUCGAGUUCGAGGGUUCUGGGAGCACAAGCGCCACAACCCUUACUCUCUCAAGGACAUGCGCAACAUGCGCCUUCCCGACGUUGUCUCCACCUGUCCCUCAAGGACAAGAACAGCGCUCUUGGCAUCGUCCCCGAGUUAACAACGCUAUCUGUUGCCUUGAAGUGAAGACGAAGUUCUUGAGCCCCGAUGUUUUAACUUCUAUCAACCUGUGGUGUGAACGCCUUCGCGAGAGGGGGUGGCACGUCAACAACUUCACCAACACCAACAACAAACGGGCAUCCGUCGCCUUUUUAUCACCUUGGCAACACAAACAAAUCCGCCGGCACGGCGACGACGUGUUGUGUUUCGAUUCAACUCACAGUGUUUGUUCAGGCGUUCCGGAAUGGCCGCUCUCCAGUUUCACCUUACUCACCAUCGUACUACGCCACCCCGUCACUGGCAGUGGUAUUCCAGUUGCAUGGUUCUUGACCACAGAUGAAAAGGCGUAA